AUGGCUCUCGCAAGUCUUGGCCUCCUUACGAUUGGUGCGAUACCCACUGUCAUUGGGGUUGCUGAAGCCAUCGACGCGCAGAAGAAGCAGAACGCGCAGGCCAAGGAGAGGAUCAAGUUCAACCUCACGGCCAAGUUCUCGCACGACGGCGACUCACCGCCGCAGACUGCGUACGUGGUUUUCAAGGACAACAAGCUUUAUCUAGAUCACCCAGCCUGCCCGGUGGCAGGCUACCGUUUCAACGGCUUCUACUUUGGCUACCCCAGUCCAGAGGAGCAUCAAGGGCUCGUGGCACCGAUAGCGGACGAUCCGCCCAUGCUCAACUGGAUCUACGCUGAUAAGGACACGGGAGCUCUACACCAUGGCUCGCGUAAGGAAACCAUAGAUCACGUUAUCGGGCCCUGGAGCUGGACCGAUGACGAGGAGUUCCUGAUUCUCGAAGGCGAGCAGUACUUCGUGGCGGUCGAGGAAGAGGAUGGCACGUGGUGUGUCUAUUAUGACAAGAACGGGGACCUGGACGAGGUUCUGGCACCGCGCGAGGUAGUUGAUAUCGAGCUACAUCGUGAGCUGCAGCUGGGCGUGUCCAGCCGAAUGACCAAGGAUUCAGAUGAGAAGUAG
Anthostomella pinea is the source of this 618-nucleotide messenger RNA. The record is from the annotation of a GenBank genome assembly. NCBI's taxonomy places the organism in Eukaryota, Fungi, Ascomycota, Sordariomycetes, Xylariales, Xylariaceae.